AUGUUGUUUCCCUUCUUCGUUACGACGAUUAAAGGAAUCAACACCCAAAUGAUAAGACAGUAUAUGCAAUUUGGGCAAUGGUAUGCAGCUUACCAGGAAUGUAGCAAUAUUGUUAACUCAAACAAAGCCGAUAACGAAGUCUAUCUUCUCAGAGCGCAAUGUGCAUUUAAUUUAGGAUUUUCGAACGACACAAUACACGAUUCAACAAAGGUUAUUACAUACUCUCUUAAAAAAGACGAAAUAAAUACAGCGUAUAAUUUAAGAUUUCACGCCCACAUAUUAAAUGGCGAUGCAAAGAAUGCUGAAGCCGAUCUACGAAAACUGAAUGAUAAGUCUAAAAAGGAAACCGUAACCCAAUUAAAUAAUUUAUUGAAAAAAGUCGAAACCUUUUCAAAGAAGAAUAAAGAACAAGAAUUAAUAGUUGCUCUCGACGAAAUACUUAAAAUAUCUCCUAUGUAUAUUCAUGGCAUAUAUUUACGCACCGACCUUGCCUGGAAAAAUGGUGAAAUGAAUGUAUAUCAAAAGCAUAUCCGCAUUUUAGCGGACAAAUACCCUGAUGAUGGCGAGCUCCAGUAUAGAUACGGUAUUUCCAUCUUCUGUAAUGGAAAUACUAAGGAAGGUCGAGAACAUAUCCAAAAAAUUAGAAGAAAACAAGGAGUUCCAUCAAAUAUCAGCAAAAUUUUCAAUUCACUUUCAUCAAUAACACGAGAAUUUGAUGCAGCAAAUAAGAAUAUUGAAGAAAAUAACUCAACAAAUUUAAUUUCUUCAGUAAAACGUUUAAAUAAGACAGUUCUUAACAUAUGUCCUUCAAAAUCCAAUUUAUAUUAUAAAGUAAGGGUUCUUUCUUCCACUUCUUUGCGUCUAGAAGGUCUUAAUCAGCAAGCUUUGAAAUCUAUUAAUUCUAUCCUUUCAGAAAAUCAAAAUUUACCAUCUGCUUUUGUUGAAAGAGGGAUGAUAAUGCUUAAACUCGACGAUCCAGAUGCAGCUGCUUAUGAUUUCAGACAGUGUUUGACAAUUGAUCCAGGAAAUCAAGAUGCUAUGAAAGGAAUGAAACAAGCUGAAGAACUAAAAACAAAAGCACAAAGAAUAGAUCUGUAUAGAUUGCUUGGUGUCCCUAAAACAGCAACAGAUGAAGAAAUCAAAACUGCUUUUAGAAAAUUAGUGCGAAAAUGGCACCCAGACCAAUUUUCGGAUAAACAAAAGAAAGAAGAAGCUGAAAAAAUGAUGGCAGCAAUUAAUGCUGCUUAUGAAGUUUUAAUUAAUCCCCAACAACGAGCGAAGAUUGAUGGGAAUGAUGAGGAGCCGGGUGUUGAUCCAUUUGAUUUGUUCCAAAAUCAAAUGGGCGGUAAUCCUUUUGAGUUUUUGCGCAAUAUUAAUUUUAUGUUUAAUUAA
Messenger RNA from Trichomonas vaginalis G3, 1392 nucleotides. RefSeq names its product positive regulation of translation initiation in response to endoplasmic reticulum stress. Gene Ontology annotation, cellular component: endoplasmic reticulum. The record is from RefSeq and is a predicted model, not a curated record. NCBI's taxonomy places the organism in Eukaryota, Parabasalia, Trichomonadida, Trichomonadidae. Gene Ontology annotation, molecular function: protein-folding chaperone binding; misfolded protein binding. The transcript has a single exon. The coding region runs from base 1 to 1392 and encodes 463 amino acids. Gene Ontology annotation, biological process: protein folding in endoplasmic reticulum.